This is a messenger RNA of Oldenlandia corymbosa var. corymbosa, 1935 nucleotides long. NCBI's taxonomy places the organism in Eukaryota, Viridiplantae, Streptophyta, Magnoliopsida, Gentianales, Rubiaceae. The record is from the annotation of a GenBank genome assembly.
AUGCCGCUCGGAGAGAGGCCUGGUGAUGAAAGAAGCGAGACCAAGUAUUGUGGAGUUGAGACGGAUUUCAGCAAUGACAUGCCUCUAGUUCUUAACUUCAAUAUCCAUGGUGGAUUUGAUUUUGUGGUCGCCCCCUUGAUGGAUCCAUCUUACAGGCCUAGUUUAAUAGAUCAUAGCAGCAAGGAAGGUGGUGCUCUACCGUUUGCUAGUUCAGACUUGGUACUAAGCCCCUCACAAUGGAGUGGUCAUGUUGUUGGAAAGAUUAGCUCUUGGAUUGACUUGGAUUCCGAAGAUGAAAUUCUUCGCCAUGAUUCAGAAGUAACUUUGAAGCAGGAAAUAUCUUGGGCCUCUCAUCUCUCUUUGCAGGCAUGCCUUCUUCCGUCACCUAAGGGAUUAUCCUGUGCAAAUUAUGCGAGAUGCGUGAAUCAAAUCCUUCAGAAUCUUACCAGCAUGCAGUUGUGGCUUAGGAUUCCACUGGAGAAACCUGAUGAUGAUUCCAAUAUGGGAGACGUUGAUCACAUGAUUGAUUCUUGGGAGUUGUGGAAUUCUUUUCGUCUGCUAUGUGAACACCACAAUCAGUUGUCCGUUGCUCUUGAUGUGUUGUCUUCUUUACCUUCAGCAAGAUCGUUAGAAAGGUGGUUUGGAGAGCCUGUUAGAGCAGCAAUUAUCAGUUCCAAUUCUUUUUUGACGAAUGCAAGAGGCUAUCCUUGUCUAUCGAAGCGCCACCAAAAAUUGAUGGCCGAAUUUUUCAACAAUUCAGUUCAGGUGGUGAUUUCUGGGGGCGAAACACAGAGCAUGCAUUCUAGGGUCAGCAGUUCUCAUGAAGACAAUGAUGGUGUUAACCGACAUCCUUUACGGUCAUAUUUGGACUACGUUGCUUAUCUGUACCAAAGGAUGGAUCCUCUUCCUGAGCAAGAACGCUUUGAGCUUGGUUACAGGGAUUAUUUGCAAUCACCUUUGCAGCCUCUCAUGGAUAAUUUGGAGGCCCAAACAUAUGAAACCUUUGAAAAGGACACUGUUAAGUACCUGCAGUACCAAAGAGCAGUUUCUAAAGCAUUGCUGGACAGGAUUCCUGAUGAAGAAGCACCGAAUGUCACUACCAUAUUGAUGGUUGUGGGCGCUGGUAGAGGACCCCUGGUUCGAGCCUCACUACAGGCUGCAGAAGAGACAGGACGGAAGUUGAAAGUUUAUGCUGUAGAAAAGAAUCCAAAUGCAGUUGUUACACUUCAUAGCUUGGUUAAGCUAGAGGGCUGGGAGAAUGUUGUUACUAUAGUUUCCUCUGACAUGCGUGCUUGGGUUGCUCCUGAGAAAGCUGACAUUCUGGUUAGCGAAUUGCUAGGUUCGUUUGGCGAUAAUGAACUAUCACCAGAGUGCCUCGAUGGAGCACAAAGAUUUUUAAAACCUGAUGGAAUCUCAAUUCCUUCUUCGUACACAAGUUUUAUCCAACCAAUUACAGCCUCCAAGCUAUAUAAUGAUGUCAAAUCACACAAAGAUCUGUUACACUUUGAAACUGCAUAUGUUGUAAAACUGCAUCGUGUAUCAAGGCUUGCUCCUUCACAACCUGUAUUUACAUUUACUCAUCCUGACUACUCGGCUAAUAAACGAAAUGAUCGGUAUAAGAAGCUUCGAUUUGAGAUACCCAGGGACACUGGGUCAGCAAUGGUUCAUGGAUUUGCUGGCUACUUUGAUGCAACACUAUAUAAAGACGUGCACCUUGGUAUCGAACCGUCAACUGCGACACCUAGCAUGUUUAGCUGGUUUCCUAUCUUCUUCCCCUUAAGGACUCCGGUCUGCGUUCAACCGGGUGUUCCUUUAGAAGUUCAUAUGUGGCGUUGUUGUGGUUCUACGAAGGUUUGGUACGAGUGGUGUGUGGCUUCUCCUACCUCUUCUCCUGUCCACAACACUAAUGGCCGCUCAUAUUGGGUCGGACUUUGA